GAUGUGCUCGUAAAUAGGGGGCUAUGAAGCGCCUUGGGCCCACGUUGAUCUGGCUUACAGCCCUCAUGCUGGGGCUAACCACAGCUUACACCGACACUGAGGAGUUCCUCAGCGAUCUAGACAAACCAGUGCCAACUUUAGACGUCCAGGGAGUGCUGGGUAAAAAAGCUUCACUUCCUUGUGAUAUACAGCCUCUACACUCGGACGAUGCGGUUGUUAUGGUACUAUGGUUCAAGGAGUCGGAUGGAGAACCGUUGUAUAGUUUUGACAUCCGAGGACGGUCCUACAACCAACCGAAGCUCUGGUCUUCUCCACUGGUGUUCGGAAAUCGAGCGUAUUUCCGCGGGGGAGCAACACCAGCUGUACUCAUGGUUGACAAUGUAAUUGCGAUGGAUGCUGGAGUGUAUAGAUGCCGAGUAGAUUUCCAAAACUCUCCUACUAGAAACCUUAAAAUUAAUUUCACUGUUAUAAUACCUCCGAGCCGUCCAGCAAUAUACGACGUAAAGAGAAGAGAUAGGACCAAACUCGUGGAGCCCUAUAACGAAGGAUCCAAUGUUUUAUUGAUCUGCGAAGUUGACGGAGGCCGACCAAGACCGCAAGUUACAUGGUACCUUGAGAACGUGGUGAUCGAUGACUCAUGUGACGAGCGAUCCGACGGUAUUACUGUCAACACCCUGACAUUCCCCAAUGUAGGAAGACAACAUCUGAAUUCGAGGCUAGUGUGCCAGGCUUCUAAUACUAAUUUGGCGCCACCGGAGACCAAAGUUUUAAUAUUAGACAUUAAUUUGAAACCAAUAACAGUAAACAUAUUAAACAAAGAAAAACAAGUGUCCGCCGACAAAAGAUACGAAAUAGAAUGCAAGACGACUGGUUCGCGGCCCGACGCGUCAGUAUCCUGGUGGAAGAACAAUAGACAACUCAAGCGGAUGGCGAAAAAUUUCUCUGAGAACAAUGAGACACUAAGCGUGCUCAGUUUAGUACCGAGUGUUGAAGACGAUGGGAAGUACUUGACUUGCCGCGCGGAGAACAAACACAUCCCAGACUCAGCUAUUGAAGACAAAUGGAGGCUUAACGUGCACUAUGUACCUAUUGUAGAUUUGAAGAUGGGAUCAAAUUUGAAUCCAGACGAAAUAAAAGAAGGCGCUGAUGUAUACUUCGAAUGCACUGUCAAAGCAAACCCAAAGUCACACAGACUAGUUUGGUAUCACGGUUAUAACGAAAUAUUCCACAAUGACUCUGCGGGUAUAAUUCUGAGCUCCCAAAGCCUGGUACUGCAAAGCGUAACGCGGAGCGCGGCUGGAGACUACACUUGUGUGGCAGCUAAUAGCGAAGGCAAGGGGACAAGCAAUCCUGUAUAUCUAUUGGUGCGAUAUGCACCAGUGUGCGCGGAACGUCGCGAUAACGAGCUUUUCGGUGCGUUAAAGCAUGAGACGGUCAUGUUGCACUGUAGUGUUGACGCCAAUCCGGAAGUUGUAUCCUUCCAUUGGACUUUCAACAACUCUGGCGAACAGAUUGAAUUACCACCGCGGUUAUCCAGCGUUCUAGGACACACAUCUACAUUAAAUUAUACGCCCAGUACUGACAUGGAGUAUGGGACAUUGGCUUGCUACGGCGAAAAUUCUGUGGGCCAACAAAAGGUACCCUGCGUUUUUCAAUUAGUGGCUGCAGGUCGGCCUUUUCAAGUACAGAACUGCACAGUAGCGAAUCAGAGUUUGGAUUCAUUGUUUGUGGAGUGCGUCGAGAAUUUCGAUGGUGGUCUGCCACAGACAUUCCUCAUGGAGUUGCUGGAGCUACCAUCGCUAACUGUACGUUAUAACGUAUCUACAAAUAAAACACCACCGACCUUUGAUAUCAGCAGCCUUCAUCCAGGAGUCAGUUAUAGAAUUGACUUGUACGCGGUUAACGCUAAGGGCAGGAGUGAUGUAACUACCAUAGAACAUGUUAUUCUAAAGGGACAAGCUAAGUAUACAGGUGAAAGUAACUCUUUUGGAAUAUCGUCGGUCUUGUUAUCAACAGCAGCAAUGUCGGCGCUGCUUGCCACAGCGCUGUGUGGCGUCUUAGCUGUACUAUACCGUCGGCACGCCAGGCAUAGACACAUGCCAGCAAAACACGCGCCUUUGAACGAAGCUAUCUAUAAUGAUCGGACGGGACAAUGUUCUACACCCGUGAAGCAAGAAGCUUGCAAUCAAGUAAGCAAUGUGGGAUUGGAAGUAGGCGGAGCAAGUGGAGCGCUAUUAAGAGAAGACCUCGCCGACGACGCCGAUCCAGACAUUAUACCAAACCUAUACGAGUGUCGUCCAGUAUCAAAUAGAUAUAUGAGCUUACAGCGACCCAUGUCCAACAACAAACUGAGCAAGAACGAUGCCUUGAGAUCGGAGCCUGACGGUGCGGCCUACUAUGACUUCCGGAAGAAGGACUACAGGAUUCCUUUGACUAGUCAGUCUUACCAUAGUCUAGGACGAGCAAACAAGGGAGUAACGACAAGCCCCAAUUCUGGAAGCGGUGUCACAUCAUGUUUGACCGCACAUCGCCUGCGACCAGAAGUGGUUACCACCUCACAUCGCGUGCAAGAAAGCUGUAUAUAAAUGCUUUUCAGAGCAUUGUUCUGACAUUUAGAUGGAAGAAAUAGUAUAUAAACGUACUUUUGCGAGAAAACUUUACUAUGUGUACCAAAAACCUAACCUAAUCUAACCUUUCCAAAAAUUUGAAAUAGAAAAAUAGAUCCCAAUAAAUAUUAAAUGUAUUCAAUUCUUGGUAUACAACGAUAGAGAAAUAUGUGUUUUAUUUCUUAAAAAAAAAAUUAGUGUUAAUGUUUUUUAAAUAGUACCUAUUUAGAUUUUUUAUAUUGGGACGCCAAGUUAAACAGGUUCACGCUUUUAGGACUUUUAUGUAUGUCAUAGUGUUUCCAAGAAUGUGAGAUUCUUUGAAUAAAAUACAUAUUCACUUCUUCGUUGGAUGUCAUAUAUUUUAGAUGCAAAUUUCUACUUUAAAGCUUUCAUAAUGUCAUUACAUACUUUGAUCUAAUUAAUAUAAUCAUAACAAUGCUCAAAAUCCUUCCGAUGUUAAUAUAACUUAAUUUGAAUGUGUUCCUUUUAUAAUGUAAAUAAUUAUUUUUAACUAUCUGUUAGUCUGUAUCAGCAAGUAAAUACAUAUCUUGGUGAGAAACUUUAAUGUUUAGGCAUUCGUCCUGUUAAUAUAUUUAAAAUAUUGUUCGUAAUUGCUUUAGUUCGUAGGUUGUGUUACAGAGAAGAUAAAUUGGACUAUAAUGUGCCCGCUAAAUAGGACCAUAAUAUAUAUAUUACAAACAACAAAAAAAUACAUCUUUCACAAAUCGAAUAUAUACUUGUCGUUUUGCUGAGAUUCAGUUACCUAGUAUAUUCUAUGUUUUUUGACGUAGUUACAUUUCUUUUAUCUUUCUUAUCGAUCUGUAUCUACUAUUAGCAUUUACGAAUAGUAUUUUGGAUAUAGAAACGAGCUUUAUCUACAAGUAUGGUAAGAAAAAAUAAGCAUUUAUGAUUUGGUUUGGCUCUCUCUCUAUUGGCUUUUAAUAAUUAAAUUCUUUUUGAGAUCCAUUAAAUAAUGUGUAACAAAAAGCAGUAUGAAGAAUCCCACAUCAAAUAUUACGGCCACUCGGAGUUCAUUAUGCUACCAAAUGCAAUUUCCUGUCACCGCUGUAUAUUCACUUACCAACAUAUUUGUUGUAUUUGGCGGCAAAAUACAAAGCAGCCCCGAAUAGACGUUCUGUUUACCUCUCCUCAAAAUAAUACAAUACUUACCCCAAAUAUAAACUACGUAUUCCAUGAAUGCAGUAGACACUCUCGUUUGUUAUAUCUGUAUCUGCUUUAUCGACUGUAUACUACGCUUGAAACAUGUCGAUUGUUAAAAUAAACAAAUAACUGAAAUUAAACUGAGACUUUUCCCACGGUAUGAUUUAUAU
Messenger RNA from Pieris brassicae (large cabbage white), 3937 nucleotides. Its product is annotated as hemicentin-1-like. The record is from RefSeq and is a predicted model, not a curated record. Gene Ontology annotation, molecular function: protein binding. The transcript has 17 exons. The coding region runs from base 24 to 2585 and encodes 853 amino acids. Lineage: Eukaryota; Metazoa; Arthropoda; Insecta; Lepidoptera; Pieridae.